This is a messenger RNA of Cygnus olor (mute swan), 9979 nucleotides long. RefSeq names its product apoptosis inducing factor mitochondria associated 3 (gene AIFM3). Gene Ontology annotation, molecular function: flavin adenine dinucleotide binding; 2 iron, 2 sulfur cluster binding; oxidoreductase activity, acting on NAD(P)H. The coding region runs from base 213 to 2069 and encodes 618 amino acids. Lineage: Eukaryota; Metazoa; Chordata; Aves; Anseriformes; Anatidae. The transcript is spliced from 21 exons. The record is from RefSeq and is a predicted model, not a curated record. Gene Ontology annotation, cellular component: mitochondrion; cytoplasm. Gene Ontology annotation, biological process: execution phase of apoptosis.
CUGCCGCGGUGCUGCGGGACGCGCCGCUCGCCGCGCCGGGACCCGCCGCCGCUGCCCAGGUGGUGAAGGAAGCCUGAAGCCCAGGACGGUGUGAGCAGGAGGGCUGCCAUGCGAGGAUGUGCCCACGCCCUUGCUGACCUUCCCGCCGUCCCCGUCCCUGGCUUGUGUCCUGUCCAGCGUGAGGGCUGCAGUGAGGCGCUGCUUUGCUCGCCAUGGGAGGAUGCUUCUCCAAGCCCAAGCCAGUUGAAGUGAAAAUUGAGGUGGUGAUACCCGAGAAGGAGAGAAGCAAAGAGGAGAUGUCACCCAAUGGGAAAGCCAGCCCAUUGAUUUACAAAGUCAAUGGGACUGCCCGGCAUUAUCAUCUCGAGGAACAUCCCAUUGCCAGCAAUCCUUACCACAACCCAAAGGAUGUGGUGGAAGCAUCUGUGUGCCAUGUGAAGGACCUGGAGAAUGGACAGAUGCGUGAGGUGGACCUGGGCUGCGGGAAGGCACUGCUGAUCAAGGAGAGCGGCGAGUUCUACGCCAUGGGACACAAAUGCCCUCACUAUGGGGCCCCGCUGGUUAAAGGGGUUUUGUCCAAAGGAAGAGUCCGCUGUCCCUGGCACGGAGCCUGCUUCAACAUCAGCACUGGUGACAUAGAGGACUUUCCUGGCUUGGACAGCUUGCCCAGGUUCCAGGUGAAGAUUGAAAAGGAGAAGGUGUACAUCCGAGCGAGCAAGCAGGCUCUUCAGACACAGAGGAGGACAAAGAUGAUGGCAAAGUGCAUCUCCUUGAGCAACUAUAACCUGAGCAGUACCAACGUGCUGAUCAUCGGUGCAGGUGCAGCUGGAUUAGUCUGUGCAGAGACCUUGCGCCAGGAGGGUUUCUCAGACAGGAUUGUAAUGUGCACAAUGGACAGACACUUGCCCUAUGAUAGACCAAAGCUCAGUAAGUCAAUGGAUUCCCACCCCGAGCAGAUUGCCCUGCGCCCCAAGGAAUUCUUCCGCACAUACGACAUUGAAGUCCUGACUGAAAUGCAGGUUGCAGCUGUGGAUAUCAAGAACAAGAUAGCUGUGUUCAAGGAUGGAUUUAAGAUGGAAUAUAACAAACUGCUGAUAGCGACUGGAAACACACCCAAAGCUCUCAGCUGUAAAGGCAAGGAAGUGGAAAAUGUUUUCAACAUCCGAACACCAGAAGAUGCAAACCGUGUGGUGAAACUGGCCACCAGCAAGAAUGUGGUUAUAGUGGGUGCCUCCUUCCUUGGGAUGGAGGUGGCCGCCUACCUUGCAGAGAGGGCCCACUCGGUGUCCCUGGUCGAGCUGGAGGAAGUCCCCUUCAAGAAGUUCUUUGGGGAGAGGGUUGGCCGUGCUGUCAUGAAGAUGUUUGAGAACCACAGGGUGAAGUUCUACAUGCAGACUGAGGUGUCGGAGCUGCGGGAGCAGGAGAACAAGUUGAAGGAGGUGGUGCUGAAGAGUGGGAAGGUCCUACGUGCAGACGUUUGUGUCGUUGGUAUAGGUGCAGUGCCAGCAACGGGAUUUCUCAAGCAGAGUGGCAUCAACAUCGACUCCAAAGGCUUCAUUGUGGUCAACAAGAUGAUGCAGACCAACAUCCCUGGAGUGUUUGCAGCUGGUGACACUGUGAUGUUCCCUCUGGCCUUGAGGAACAAUAAGAAAGUGAACGUUCCUCACUGGCAGAUGGCCCAUAUGCAUGGCCGUAUAGCAGCACUGAACAUGCUGGCCCAUGGCACGGAGAUCAGCACCAUCCCCUACCUGUGGACUGCUAUGUUUGGGAAGAGCAUUCGAUACGCAGGCCAUGGGGAAGGAUUUGAUGAUGUUGUGAUUCAAGGGGACUUAGAUGAACUGAAGUUUGUUGCAUUUUAUACCAAGAGGGGCCCCAGGAGAUGGCUUUGGUGUGGUAGGACGGCAUCCUGUGCAGAGAGCCAGAGGAGUGACGAGGUGGUGGCUGUGGCCAGCAUGAACUACGAUCCUAUCGUCUCCAAGGUGGCUGAAGUCCUGGCUGCCGGCAGGACCAUCCGAAAGCGUGAUGUGGAAACUGGCGAUAUGUCCUGGCUAACAGGGAAAGGCUCCUAAUGCCAGACAUGGCUGCGACCUCCUGAUGCUGCGCUCACCUCAAGAAGAGAGCUGCAGCUCCAUGGAGCAAUUCAAAUGCUGCACCUGAAUCAUUUUCCUUUGAGACUUGGAGGAACCUGGCCUCUUUCACCAAGCAGUCACCUUCCCAGGUAGCUCCUGUGUGUGCAAACUGCCAGCUCCUUUGCCCCACCAGCCACCGGGCCUGGGGUUCUGCAGCUGAACUUCACACUGGAAAGUCAGGAAACAGAUCCUGGGGAUAGUAGGCUUGGCACCAGCAGCCAGCGUGGGCACCACAUGGCUGGCAAGGAGCUGCUGCAAACUGCAGACACUGGUGUCAGGGGAGCCAGUGGGAGCUGCAUCUACCCUCAUCAAGUAGCACAAUGAGAGCCCCAAGCUCGUCUGUUGUCCCUGUUAAUAGCAUGAGUGCCUUUCAUUGCACUCUGUGGCCAAUACAUGCUCUCCAGCACAUUUCCCCUUCCCAAAUCCUCUUUCCUCCUAGCUCAGCACAACCCUGUGGAGUCCAGUAUCCGCACCCUCUCUGCACAUUGCAUGGCUGCAGCAUUCACCUGUGGCUCUCCCCUGCCUGCCGACCUGCAGCCACUCCCUAGCCCUCAGGAGCACCCUGAGUGGCCAGGGAGAUUUAGCAUGCGGAUGGCCUCAGGUUUGCCUAGCAUUCUUAAAGCCCGUGUUUGUGUUCUGAUUGUCCUCUGCUCUUUGUCACGUGGUGACAAAGCUACCUUUCUCAUCUCAGCUCUCCAUGUCAGUGCUCUGCAGCUGUGUUUUACUCCUCUUGCUGGCAGAAGGGCCUCGUCUCUAGCUCAGGAGUGGGCCUGGCCAGUCCAGAGCCCCAUGUCUGUCAGCUGAGCAGAGCUGGGGGGGGGGAGAUUCCCCAUGGAGAGCUUCCAGUGCUCUGUCCUGGGGGAGCUUUGUUCUCCAUCUGUCACUGUUUUAUUCUGAUCCCAAAGCUAGAUAAUUUAUACUUUUAAUUUGAUUCACCCCUUAUGAAUGAAACCAGUGCUGUUCCUGUGAUCUGGAUCUUUUCUGAUUCCUUCCAAGUCCUUGGUUGCAGCUCAGCAGGUCAGCCAGGUGAUGCUGGGAUCUUCUCUGUGGAGGGUUCCUAUAUGUGUCCCAUGUCUAGCUCAUCUUUAUUUCCAGACUCUCUGAUCUUUGCUUGGAUAGCAGUGUCACCAGUCAUCUGUCAUAUCUCUGGUCAGUGUCUUCUGCUUUGCUGCCAGGCUUUUCCCAGGCAGCGUGACCAGUGGUGACCAUAGGCAGGGAUGUGUGUGCAGUGCCCAGCUGCAGCUCCGAAUCCCCACACUCUGUGAACAGAUGUGGUUUUGCACCAUGUAUCUUGCUGCUGGGGCAGUCAGACUGCUGGGCAGCUCCUCCCUUACAGGCUGCUCCCUGUACUGCCUGACUGGGGUGUCUGGAGACACCUGGGGCAGCGGGGUCAUCCCUGAGCUCCAUCCCACUGGUGCAGCCAGAUGAUGGAGGUGCACACCCCAGCUAGCACAGUGCAUGUUUUUUCUAGGCCCAAGGAAAGUCUGCAGGUGACAUUUGAAUAAUCCAUGGUCUGACAUGUCAGCAUGAGCUGCUGUUUGCCAUCACACUGCUUAAAUCCUUCCAAGGCCUUCUUCCUUUUCUUCUGCUGCUCAGCAGCACUGGGAUGCUAUUUUGAUUUUAUCCGUUUACUUCCUACUGCUCUGCUCCUUCUUUCUUCAGUGUGUGUCCUGGCAGCAGCCCCAGCACAGCCUGCUCCAUCUGCUCUAUACCUUUCCACACAGGACAAAGGCUGAUGCUUUCUUCUCUUUAGCAUCUGUCCUAACACGCCACUCAGCCUGCGGCAGGCCAGUGUCCUCCAUAGCCUUGUAGGGAGGGCUCUGUCCAAAGCUCCUUGAAAUGCCAGUUAUCUCACAGCAACCCAAGGCCUCCAGUCCCACGGUUUGUGUCAUGCCUGUGACUGAAGCUGAUGGGGAAAGCAUGCCUGAGCCACGGCAGCACACCUGGUUGUGCUGUGUGAUCUGCCUGGGGGUCUUCAGCACUUCUUCUGCACCAAGUGAGGCCAGCAGGUCCCAUGUUCCAUGUGCUCCAUGUGCUUGGCUGAGCUCUUCCAAGGCAACCGUCUUUCUGCUCACCCAAAGGCACCAUCCUCUGAAGUCCUCCUGGGCACAUUUGCAGGGUGCUUUGUGUUUCAGGAGCAUGCUCUUUGACUCCUUCACCUCUGAUGGGUCUCAUCCACUAUCUAGCAUGAGACAGUGUAUGGCAGGCAUCAUCCUUGUACUCCCUGUGCUGAAGACUACACAAGGGCUGAGGAAAUACCUUCUACCACAGCUUACAGCCUGCAGUGUGCGGAGUAAGUCCUAUGCCCCAUUUUUACAGAGGGGUUACUUCAGAUGGAGCUGGGAACAUCACCCCGUGACACAAGAAACCCUAGUCACCACCUGUGGCUUUCCUGAGGACAUGUGCCAGGUCACAGCUGGGCUGCUUUGCAUAGCUGGAAUCCUGACACUGAUAUAUUGCUCCUUGCAGGCACUGCUCUUCCACACCUAUGUGGGAUGGUGUUGGACCCAGGACCCCACGUUCAGAUGCUGGGCUUUGCCCAUUGCAGCUCCUGGCUGCAUCUCACCCUGUGCGCUGGUGGGACCCAGGGAACUGUGCGUUAGGCCCAGCACGUUCCCUUCUUGUACAUCCAAGAACCUUCUGAAUCUUCUCAUUAUGACACAGUGCUGGAUAAUAGGCUUAUUUUUAGUUCCCUUAUACCCUAAGCCUUGGUUAAAAAAAAAUCACAGCUUCUUGUGAGGUUGCUUCCCAGCUGUUAACCAUGGCCGCAGCCUUCAUCCUUUGAUCUCUGCCCUUGCCUUUGCUUGCAUUACAGGCUGGUUGCUUGGGUGAGCAUUGCUUCUCAAUGUCUUGGUGUUCGCACCUCUCUUUGCUCCUUCGUACAGCUUCCAAGGAGACUGUGGCAACACCCUUGGGGUACAGUGCACAUCCCUGGGGGCCUUUCUGCUUUUCUGAAGUGGCACGCUCCCCCCUGCACUGUGGGCUGGUGCCCCUCUUCUUUGUUGGAGAUGAACCCAGCUACAUGGUGGUGGCCAAAAGCCUCCAGAUGAGCCUUCCAAGUGCCACUUAUGAGACGUGCAGUGUUACAGGUUGUGGCUAGCACCCUCCCAAGACAGUGGAGUGUGUGUCCUCACCAGUAACAUCUCCAGAUGUCCUGUCCAGGUAUGGCCAAAUAGACCACAAGGACCUUGUGGGUAUUUCUUCUCAUCCAUCAUCCUCCCUUAGUUCACCAUCCUUAUCUAGCAACAGACCAACACUUAACAGCAUGAUGUAUUUUUUCCAUACCUGGUCUGAUUGCCUGUGAAAUCCAUUUAGUGUAGGAUUUUUUUAUUUUUUAUUUUUUUCCCAAUGGUACUGUAAGAACACGCAAGGAGCUGUCCUGAGUGGGAUCAUGGGAGCCAUGCUGCGGUGUUACCAUAGAGUGGUUUGAGUUGGAAGGGACUUUAAAGAUUAUCUAGUCAGCACUAGCCCAUCACAGGUGCCCAGGAAGAACCUGAGGAAGGAUAUGUGCAGCACCCUGCACUGUGCUCACUGUGCAGGAGCUGCCUGGCGAGGCUGGGUCCUUGCACCUCUGAGCCCUUGAUCAGCAUGACUGAGAGGGAGUCACGCACUGGUCUAAUCAUGUUUUGCUCACCUCUUUCUCCUUGGCAGCCUGUGACAAUGAGCUCCACAGCUUCAUUUUGGCUUUAGCAAACAGAAGAAUCCUCUUUUUAUUUGGGUUCUCAUGUUCCUUGCCAGUGCCUGUCCCUUAACAACCACUUUUGCGGUAGUCUCGAUAUUUGCAAUAGCUCGGAUAGGCACUGUCGGCGUCAGCAACUGCUCUGUCUAAGGCACCUUCUGGGACGGGUUGAAGGCUGAAGAUCAUGAGAAGAGCCGCUGCCUGCUGGGUAGGCCCAACCAUGAAGGCCCCAGUGCACCAUCCCUUUCCUCUGCCAUCCUGCUUUGGCUCAGCCACCCCCUGGCACACACCACCUCCAACAUACCGCCCUUCCCAGGAGCACCCAAGCCACAGCGGUGUCAGUGAGGCUCCCCGGAGGGAGCAGCGGUGCUGAGUGGAGCAGUGCAGAGACCUGCGAGAGCCCCACUGUGACAGGGACAGCCCAUCCCAGUGAAGGGUAAAAUGCUCUGUGGGUCUGGGAGCUUCGAGACGAUUUUAUCAAUGUCAUCUUGACCACCACAGAGACGGUGAUCCACUGGAAACAUUGGCUGUGGCAAGGAGCACCCCCCCAGCUGUGAUAGCCCUUCUGCCAGGGUCUGCAGAGAAGGGGUUCACAGUAUGGGGCACAUCCUCAUCUUUCACAGGCAUCCUCGUCUGUCAGGGAAUUUUAAGCAAUAAUGAUGCUGAUACAAUGCAGCUGGGAGAGGGUGCCGAAGAUCAGAGCACUGUGUGGGGUGCAUGGGCAGGUUAUGUCCCUGUCAUGGUGGUGGAGGGAUGGCACCACCUGCUGCUGCCCCCGCAAGCCACUAUGGAAGGGAGAUGCUCUGCAUCCUCGGGCUCCUGUGUGGGUGGCUGGGAGCUCUCACCAUGGCAAUAAAUGCCCUUCCCCAGCCAGUGACGUGUUUCCUUGUGAAGAUGGAGAAAGGGCGCGUCCCUCCUCAUUGCUGCAGCCAAGGAGCCUGUCUUCCUCCUGGCUCGGCCGCCUUGUCCCGUGGGAGCCAAUGGCCGGGUGGCCCCACGCAUUAGCCUGACUUGUCAUCUCAUUAUCUACCCUCCUGCUAAUCCUGGCUGAGCGGGGCUCAGCUGCUGGCCAUGGCCGCACAAACACCACUGCCCCUCAACCUCCGGCGGGGCUUGACGGCAUUCAGCAGCUCCCUUUUCAUCAAUAACAAGACAUGGGACAGUGGCGCUGCCCACAUCUACCGCCCAGGUACCCCCGGGGGGCUCAGCAAAGUGGGGCUGGAGGUUUUGCUGCUGCUUCAGCACUGCAGGCACUCAGCUUGUCAACACUGCUGGCAGCAAAGGGUCCCAGUGCCCAACCAGCAACGAGUUGGAGCAAACUAAGGGCAUUUGCUGCAAGCAGUGGCUCUUGCUGCAGGUGAUGGUGGGGGCCAUGCCAGGCUGCCUUGCGGCCAAAGCUCCUGCAGAGCUGGUGCAGCCCCACCAGCACAGCCAGGGCCAGUGCUGUUGCCCCCGCACGCUUCGAGGCAGGGGCUCCCCACAGGAAGCAAGGCUGGGGAGGGGGUGCUGGGGGCCUUGCCCAGCCCUGCCCAGCCCUGCCUUGACCUACCUAGCCCACGAGGUGCUGGCCAGCCUCCCCUUCCAGAUGAUGCUCUACUUCAACGCCUGCUACUUCCCCUUCUGGUGCUUGGGUGAGGGGAUGAUGCUGCAGCUGAAGGUACUGUCCAGUGGGCAGGUGGGGGGGAAGCUCACAGGCCAGGUUUAAUGUGCAGGAGACACAGUAAAUGGAGGUGGGGGUGCCGGUUGUCACACAUGACUAAUGGGUCCUCACACCUGACUAAAAAUGCCCUGUCCCACACCUUCCAAGAACAUGGAAAUCAUGAGAGCAACCACUUAACUUUCCAGGCAGGGAAAGUUAAACUGGGAGGGCAGAGCAGGCAAGGCUGGGCACCGGCAUGGUUGGGGCUGGCAGAGCGUGGGGUGUGAGGCAUCGGGCACAGAGCUGGCUGGGACGAGGCUGUGCCCCUGUUACAGUACAGCCUGCUGCCUCGCUACUACCAGCUCCUCCUGCUCGCUGCCUUCCUCAUCCUCACACUGACUGAAGGUGCCCGGCUCUACCUGGGCUACAUCGGGAAUCUGCAGGAGAAGGUAAGGGUGCCAAGUCCUGUGAGGUCCUGGCAGGGUAAUCCUGGGGCUGUGGUCCCCACAGAGGGGGGACCCACCCCAUCGAGGGCAUCCACGUCCCCCCUCAGAAGCCUCUGCCCACACAGGUGCCUGAGCUUGCCGGGUUCCUCCUUCUAUCCUUCCUGAUCCAGCUCCCCCUCCUGCUGUUCCUGCUAACGGAUGACCACAUCACCCGGCUGCCGCUGGAGAUGGCUGUGCACAGCCUUUUCCUGGUCUUCCUCAUCUCUGAGGUCGUGGCUGCCUUCCUGGCGCUGAGGGUGAUGACCACACAGCUCGCGGCACAGUUCUACCUGCAGCAGUUCACAAGCGGCGGACAGGGCAGGAGCCUGAUCAAGGGUGAUGAUGUGGGACCUGUCCCACCCUGUGGAGUCAGUUCCUCUGAGGGCAAGGAGCAUUAAACAGCACUCAUCCCCCCACUGCGGCGCUGUGUACUUUCUGAGUCAGACAGUUCUGGGGCUUGUGGGGUUCCCUGAGCACCCCACAGGCAUGGGCAUUGAUCCAGCCUGUCCCUGCCCUGCCCCAAGCACUCAGCGUCCCUUUGCUGAGCUGGGGCCACGUGUGGCCACGGGGCAGACUGGGUGCUUGGUACAAGGGUGGUGAAGCAGGGAAGACACACCAACACAAAUGGUGCCAGUUAGGAGUAGGGACCUCAGAGCCUCUGAGAUGCUCAGGCUCUCCCAAGGGCUGUGCUUGUCCUUACUGAGCAGUGACCCUCGUGGGCGGUGGGAACCAGAGCAGUGCUAGAGCCCGUGCAAGUGCCAGCACAGCGCUGCUGCCACAAGCUCAGCUCUCAAACCCUCUGAGCACAGACAAAUGUAGGCCCAGCCCACACUGCUCCAGAGCAGCUCGUGUGAAGCCAUCCCAGCUGGAAGCCAUGGAGGGCCACAGGUAGGGUGCUACGAGGUUACAAGUAUUUCUGCCCAGCCAAAACCACACCGAAGCUGUGCACACACAUCAGGGAAAGCACAGAGGGGAGUUAGCAGAGGCAGAGCCCAGGAGCCUCAUUGAGGGGUCAGUAUGACCACUUCCCAUUUGGGCAAGUGGCAGGAUGGAGACAUCCAGCACUGUGACACGCUCCCCAGCAAGCACGACAGGAUUAGAUAGGGUGGGCAGCCCAGUGCUUUAAGGACUCUGGUGCACUGCCCUUUCUGUAUGUGACCAGGCAAGGACAUAGGGGUCCAAGGGACAGAGCAGUGCCACAAAACGUUCACAGCCACGCUGUGAGCUAAAGACAGAGCAGAGCCACCUCUCACUUUCUGAACAGCUUUAUUUCAUUGCAUCCCUGUUUUUCCUUGGGAAAUCAACCCCAAGGGCCAUCCAGGAAGGAAAGAAGCGCAAAGUACUUUAAGCCUCUUGUGUUGAGCAUGGACCAGCCACUUCCCAGCAAGCUCCAGCUCCCACAGCAGCUCGAUGGUGUGGCUGCGCUUGGCUGAUGGCCAGUCGGCCCUGGGAGUUGCAUGGCUGUGCACUGUGCCAAGGGGACACCCAAGUGAGGGCUCUCCACACGUGCUCUGUGUGCCAAGGGCUCCUGCUGACACAAGCAUUUCUCCAGGAAGGGCAGACCACAGCCCCAGCCAUGCGCAUUCAGGCCAGCAGUAGGCCACAUCCACUGGGCUUGCAGCUGUGCCCCCAUCACGUCUAUCUGGAGGUCACUCCGGAUUGAACAGUGAUUGUCACUGAGCAUUCCUGAUGUCUUGGUCAGCCCACUGUGGUUCAGCUGCUGCCUCUGUCUUACCUUUGGGGGGUUUUGCCUGCAAAAUGAACAGGGACAUGUUCUACAUAAAAGUGGACAGCCUAGGCAGGUGCUCUGCUCAGUCCCAUGCAAGCAGAUCCAUUCCUUGAGACUCUAACCCAACCUGUAACUUGAGAUUCAGACUGGAAUUGCGCAAAACUUUUUUCCUUGGUAGGAUGGUGCAGCCCUGGGACAGUUUACCAAGGACCUGGAGGAUCUCUGUCCUUGGAGGCUUCCAGCACUCAGCCAGAUAAAGCCAAAGAUGACCUGUGCUAGGGCUGGCAGCAGUUCUGCUCUGAUGGGGAGUUUGGAUGA